UUAAUUGCAGUUGCACAAAAUAUGGCGUCAAAACAAAGAUUCUGCUACUUGUCUACGUGAUGAGGUGUUACUUUAAUCUUUGGACAUUAUUUUCCAUAUCAAAAUAAAAACCCAAACAUAAAAUGGAUAUUCAAAAAUAUACUCUCCCUGAAAUUCGUCAGGAUUUAAUUGAUAAUAAUUUGCAAGCCAAAGCCAUAAUACAAGACAUAUUAUCCUAUCGUGGAUCUAUAAAUGACUUAGAAACACUAAACGAAGUGGGACGAUCGAAGUUGGCUGCAUUGAGAAAAUGCAUUGAAAAACUCGAUGACUGGGCUCGAGAUGUUGGCGAUCCAGAACUCUCCAAGGAAGUCGAUACGCACCGUGAUCAAUUCUCGAAGACGUUGCAGGCCUUCAGAAAGGCCAAUGUUGCUACCAUGUUGGAAAUAGAAAAGGCAAAUCGCGAAGAACUCAUGGCCAUCACCGGAGAAACGGAUUUGCGCAAACGUACGGGCACUAGCAGUCGUCACAACCGCUCCAGUUUGAUAUCGCAAGAGAAUAAUGUCACCGAAAAGAUGUUGUCCAUUUCAAGACAUUUGUCCGAAACCACUCAGAAGAGUGCCAUAACCCUAGACACACUAGUUAUGUCCUCGCAGAAUGUCGAUGCAACCCGUGACGAAUUGCAAAGCACUCACGGCACCAUCCACCAGUCGGGCAAGUUGCUGCAGAAGUAUGGUCGACGGGAGUGCACCGAUAAGAUCCUUCUCUUCUUCGCAUUUGUCUUCUUUCUCGCCUGUGUUUUCUAUAUCGUUCAAAAGAGGCUUUUCUAGUUAAAAUCAUCGUUAUGAAUUGUAUAAACGAUCUAUUCCUAUUAUAUUGAAUUUAUCUAUUAAAAUACUUGACUACAAAAGAAAAACUGAAGACAAGAACUAGCUUGACCUUUGAUAAUGUUCAGGAACUUCAGUUUUUGUGUUUAAAAACAGACAAACAAGCUGCACAGCAAUUAGAUAAAGCUCUAUAUACAUAUUAAAUAUAAAACAAUUCCUGUUAAAUAAAAGAAAAAACUUUAGUACCAUUACACAUAGUUGUUAGGCAAUUUAAAUUAAAUAAAUUUAAUUAAAUUCUUUGAGGAAAGAGUGUGUAAAUAUACAAACAAUAUUUAUCAACUUUAAAGUAAAAUGUUAAAUAAUAUAUAUAUGAAAUUAUUUCUAGGAUUUACAUGUUUUUUUUUUGUAUUACUUCAAAAUUUGUUUAUAUUUUAUUAUUUAUUGCUUAAAGGAAACUUGCAUCUUGCAUAAAUAUUAUUUACUAAAAGAAAAAAUAAACUUCGUUUCCAUCUGAAGUA
Eupeodes corollae is the source of this 1321-nucleotide messenger RNA. RefSeq names its product vesicle transport protein SEC20 (gene Sec20). The record is from RefSeq and is a predicted model, not a curated record. The transcript is spliced from 2 exons. Gene Ontology annotation, molecular function: SNAP receptor activity. The coding region runs from base 123 to 806 and encodes 227 amino acids. NCBI's taxonomy places the organism in Eukaryota, Metazoa, Arthropoda, Insecta, Diptera, Syrphidae. Gene Ontology annotation, cellular component: endoplasmic reticulum; SNARE complex. Gene Ontology annotation, biological process: retrograde vesicle-mediated transport, Golgi to endoplasmic reticulum.